GACUAGGCACGCCCUGUUGAGACCUAAAGGUGUAUUUGGUCAUACACAGUUUUUGGAUGAGUGAUGAGUAGGCAUUAUGAUUGGCCUGAUGAUUGAAAUAAGUUGGGGUUUCUAUGGUGAGAAUGGUUGGUUAUGAUGUAAGCCAUGGAGCUAUUUUCAGCUCUAAGCAUUGUUGAUCACCUUUGAGGUAUAUGCUUGAAGUCAUCUCUAACUUUCAGAUGAUUUAGAUAUUAGUGCAUGAGUUCAAAGCAGUUGUGGAUGGCCAAGUUUUAUUUUGGUUGUUAAUUACUUUAACGUUUCUAUGGCCAGGCUUCAGAGCUGCAAACGAAUAUGAUGGAAACAAUGGAAGCUGCCGAUUUGAAGAAGCAGAAACAUAACCAUACUAGAAUGGAAGCCCUUGCUCGAUUGGGUAAACUGGAGACUGCAAAUGCUGAUCUUGCAAGAUCUCUAGCUACUGUUCAGAAGAAUCUAAAGAUUGAGAGUAAUCGAGUGGCAGAUCUACGACUAGAAGUUGAGCUGAAAGAAGUGACAGUUGAAGAAUCCAAGAGGAAGAUUUCUGAGACUCAGCAGACUGGAAUACAUAUUAACCAAUUGGGCGCUUCAAAAGGUGUAGAAUUUGAGCGAGAAAUUCUUGAAGCUGAGUGCUCUUUUCUGGCUGAUAAGAUUGGAAUACUGGAAAUCAAGGCAAAAGAGUUGGAAGCAGAUAUUGAAUUGACGAGAAAAGAUUUGGAAGAACCAACAGAAGUGGAGUAUGAACUAAAGCGCAGGCUUGGGCAGUUGACUGACCAUUUGAUUCAGAAGCAAGCUCAGGUGGAGGCGAUUUCUUCAUGUUACCCCUUCUUCAUGUUACGCUGUCAUCAUCGCCAUUCGCAAUGAUAAUCAUGCAGGCCUUGACGAGAUCGGUGGACGAGAACAAGUCGUCUACUAAUUCCACGGAUUUGGAAUCAGGAGCAAGUACAUGGGGGGAGAGGGCGAACGAGAGACGAAUGGCACUAGAGGAUAAACUUCGGCCAGGAAGGAAACACUUGGGUUCAUUGCUUGAACAGCUCGACGCUAUCUUUGUCGCUGGUGCAGUAUUCCUGAGGAGGAACCCGAGCGCGAAGAUGUGGGCUGGGAUUUACCUGGUAUGCCUUCACCUCUGGGUCAUUUACAUACUAACGUCACACUCAGGCGACCCGGUGGCGGAGGGAAGAUCUGGUGCCGUCAAUUCGCUGGAGAAUAUUAACAACACUGGCGCUGUAUAGCUCUUGUCUGUAAUUACAUUACACACUCCUACAACACUGGAGAAUCUUAACAACACUGUUCGGAAUUUUAAAUAGAGAUUGACAUACAUCAAAGAAUUCUUUUCUGUUGUAUCCAGAAUCUUUAACCAUAAACAAUCGUACUGAACCGGCGGGUUGGAUCGAUAAACAGGCUACCGCCAUUCAGGCAAAACUGUCAAACUUGGAACCUAAGGCAACACUGUCCAGUAUCUUUAAAGUCGUGAAUGGUUCAAGAAUCCAUAAACAUGGGGACUCUUAUGGUCAAUAACCAACUGCCCAACUG
Molecule: messenger RNA, 1545 nt
Organism: Linum trigynum
Lineage: Eukaryota; Viridiplantae; Streptophyta; Magnoliopsida; Malpighiales; Linaceae
Source: the annotation of a GenBank genome assembly